Messenger RNA from Protopolystoma xenopodis, 330 nucleotides. The record is from the annotation of a GenBank genome assembly. NCBI's taxonomy places the organism in Eukaryota, Metazoa, Platyhelminthes, Monogenea, Polystomatidea, Polystomatidae.
AUGAUCAAUCUACCUUUAAGUGGAAUUCUGUCACCACCUGCCCAAAAUGUUCCCUUACUCAGGCGGCUUCACUGUACCAUAAUUUGGCUGUCUCUUCUACUCCCCCGACUUGCCCAGAUCCGGAGUCCACAAGUGCUUUCCAGUUGGCUCGCCGUCUUUAAGAAUCCGCCCAUCGAGGGCAGUCGCUCUGGUGGCACACUAAUUUUCCGCUCACUUCCGCUCUCCAUUUUUGGCGAGCGGAGUUGCAAUUUGCUUAUAAAUGCCUGCUUCAGCUCAUCCAUCAUGCUCCGAAUUAUUGGCAUCCGAACCGUUAAUUUUAGCCGCUCUUGA